GGUCUAAGGCUGGCUAGUCAAAUCAUAUACCACAAAUAAAAGUGUUCAAUUUUCACAAAAAACUUGUGUUCAAUUAAGUUAUGAGAUUGAUUAAAUUUUACUUCAAAAAUCCAUCGUGUUAGCUGUUUGUAUUAGUUAAACCCAUAUUGGAAUCAACAUGAUUUAACUAUAAUUUUUUACGGUUUAAACUAUUUAGUUUCAUUAAAGAUUAUAUCAAUAAAAUAAUCAUUAAGAAAAAAAUAAAGAAAUGGUAACCUCACCCUAUGGUAGAAUGAGAGUGGUGUUACAAAUAUUAAAAAAAAAAUAACUAACAAAUUUUGUUUCUUUAAACGUUUUUACCUCCGUGCUUUGUGAUUCAUGAUCAUGCACAUCGUCACUAUAUUUACUCAGUCGUGAUCUCGAGGUAAAUAAGCGACAUUCUCUCACACAAGAUACACUCUCUCUAUUUCGAUCUAAUUAAAUUCACAUUUUUCAGGCGAGAGAUCAGAUGGCGACGAUUCGAUGGGCUUCAACAUUUAGACAUUUCACCACCGUCGCCAUAGUACUAACAACAAUUUUACUAUGGGGAUCGAAGACGGCAAACGGGCUACGGUUCGUGAUCGACAGAGAGGAAUGCUUCGCUCACAACGUCGAUCAGGCGGACACGAUCCACGUCUCAUUCGUCGUCAUCAAAUCCGAUUCCGUCUGGGAUUACACCCAGGAGGGCGUCGAUUUCAAUAUAACAGCACCACCUGGAAUUGUCAUCCACGAAAUGAAAGACAAGACAAGUGAGAAGUACGAGUUUGUGGUUUACUACACAGGGGCUUAUCGUUUCUGUUUCACCAACAAGUCUCCUUAUCAUGAAACCAUUGAUUUCGACGUUCAUGUCUCUCACUUCACUUUCCAUGACGAACAUGCCAGAAAUGAGCAUUUCUGGCCAUUGAUGGAGGAGAUAACCAAACUCGAGGAGGCGCUCUACAACAUUCAGUUUGAACAACACUGGCUUGAGGCCGAAACAGAACGCCAAGCAAGAGUGAACAAUGACUUGAACCGAAGAGCAACUCAUAAGGCGAUGUUUGAAUCAGUUGCACUUGUUGGAUCGAGUUGCCUACAAUUUUAUCUCUUGCGGCGCUUGUUCGAAAGGAAGUUCGGUUACUGUAGAGUUUAGUCCUCCACGUAGAGAUUUGUUGUAGUGUUCACCUCUUCAGUAGCUUUGCUUACUGUGGCUGCAAUGUACUUCGAUCCUUUACGUUGUUAUAAGAGGAACAAUCUAGUCCGACGACUCGACCUAGACGUAUAAAGUCGAUCCAGUUUC
This is a messenger RNA of Linum trigynum, 1294 nucleotides long. NCBI's taxonomy places the organism in Eukaryota, Viridiplantae, Streptophyta, Magnoliopsida, Malpighiales, Linaceae. The record is from the annotation of a GenBank genome assembly.